Molecule: messenger RNA, 1363 nt
Organism: Clunio marinus
Lineage: Eukaryota; Metazoa; Arthropoda; Insecta; Diptera; Chironomidae
Source: the annotation of a GenBank genome assembly
GUAUCAAAUUUGUAAAAUCAUUAAAAUGUCAGGAAGCACCAAGUGGUUGAGACCAGAUGAGUUGAUCAAAAUUCAAAGAAAAUGUCAAAAACUUCAGGAAAGAGCGGUAAACAAUACACGAGCUCAAAGUCAGAAUCUUCCAUCAGUCCCUUACUCUAAUAGAUUUGCUAAUGGCAAGCGAAAUAAUCCAUUCGCUAAAAAUUCAGAUCAAGACUCGAAAAAACUUAAACAGAAUGAAGAUCGUAAACUAACAAUUGAUUCAGAUGACACAUUAUUCGAGUUACUUCAUACUAUCGAAACAACACGAUCUGCUAAUCUUGUAGCUCCAAGUCACGAACUACCGAAUAGAAUUGUUAAUAAAAGUGAAAUCGCUGUUAUUGACGAUGAAGAUGAAGAUGACGAAAAAGAAGCAGAAGGUCCAAAAUACUUUAAAAAUCUUCCCAUUGAUUGGAGCAUUAAAAAUAGAGUGCGAAUAUUAAGUAAGACAAUAAUUGUAAACAACAAUUUAACAUCAAGUGAACAAGUAUCAGGAAUGACUGGAUUUGUGCGAUGCAUUGACAUGAAAUCAACGUCGUCAAGUAUAAACAUUUCUGAUGGGGCAAAAUUCAAUCAGAAUUUGAUGUUUUGGCAAUAUCCACAUUUACCAUGGCUUAAUCUGGUUCAAAGGAACGCCAGCUCUAAUAAUGCCUUUAAAAUGAACACACCUGAAUCUGAAUCUCUGUUAGUUCAAUGGAAAGAAAGUUUCAGAAAUCUUUCGCAACUUCUUCGUGCUCUUCAAUGUCCUUAUUUUUAUGUAUUGACAAAUCAAUUUAUGGUGUUAUUUCGUGCUGCCGGUAUUGGAGGAAGAGCUGAAAUGCAUGCACUCGUUACGCCAACAACUCGUGGAUUUCGUAAACUUUUGAAAGAAGAAGAAAUCGAAUUCACUCAGCCGUUAAAGAAAAUUUAUCGAGAAGGAUCGACACCAAAUACAAGUAUAGACAAUGAAAAUCUUAAUCCUGGAGUGGAAGAUGAAGAGGAAGAAGAUGAAAUGAAAUUUCUGGAAGAUUUAGGCGUUGAUACAUCAGACAUUAAAUUUAAGGAAGAUGUGAAAACAAGAAAUAAAGAAACAGAAGACGACAAUGGCGAACUCUCAACGAUUGUGAUUGAAGGUGUUGAAUGUCAAGCUUUCUUUGCUUUUCUUCUGACUACAAAAACUUUAAUAACUAACGUUGGUCGUCUGGCUGGCGUUCCACCAACUCUCAUUGCUCCAGUCGCAUUUUUAGGGUCUUCACUUCAAAAACAAACAACACGAGCGAGUAAAUUACGUUCGGAGAACGAAGAUUUCCACUCAAUUGAACUUCGUGGAGCUAUUUUACCACACACA